CUCGUCUGCUUCCGGCCCUGUGGCCUGGUGGGGCUCUGCAGGCUCCCUCGGGAGUGGUCCUUGGGCCGUGGCCCCUCUGGGGUGAGCGUGGAUGAUUAGUACCCAGAAGGGACUGUGUCCAAAAGGAGCCGGCCAGAAACGGGUUGCGGACACGGCUGGGCUGACAGAAGGCAGCCCCCACGAGGCCUUUGGCUCUGAGGACCCUGGGUCAGAGCGACUUCUCCAGCCUGCGCAGGGGGUGUUAGUCUUACCCAGAGGGUCCAGAGCUGCCGUUCAACAGGAUGUCCCAGAUUCUCAGAUAGGGCCCAACUACCCUAAGCAUACCUAGCAAGGGCAGGCUGCGGCAUGGAAGUACUGGGCUAGGCGUUUGGGUGACCUGGGUCAUAAUCCUGGCUCGGAAAGGGCGCGUACCCUUUGGCGAGGGAUGCGGGCUGGUACCGUGAGGUUUAAGAAGCAGAAAACAUGACAGCCUCUUUAAGUAGCCCUGGGUACGUCACUUGACCCCAGUGAGCCUCAGUUUCCAUAUCCAUAAAAUGGCGAUGGUAAUUAUACUAGCCUCACAGUGUCUGAUGAGAUCUCUGGAGCCUAUUUAUCUCACGGGAAAAUUUUUGAAGAGUGAAACUAGUUGAUCUAGGCCUGAGGGAGCUCAAUCCUGGUAGCAACACCCCUGAAUUCCUGGUGGUGAAAGGAUGUGGCCCCAGGACCCAUCCCGGAAGGAGGUGCUGAGGUUUGCAGUCAGCUGCCGUAUCCUGACUCUGAUGCUGCAGGCCCUCUUCAAUGCCAUCAUCCCAGAUCACCAUGCAGAAGCCUUCUCUCCUCCUCGCCUGGCCCCCUCAGGCUUUGUGGACCAACUCGUGGAAGGUCUUCUGGGCGGCCUGUCUCACUGGGAUGCUGAACACUUCUUGUUCAUUGCUGAGCAUGGCUACCUGUAUGAGCACAACUUUGCCUUCUUUCCUGGUUUCCCCUUGGCCCUGCUGGUGGGGACUGAACUGUUGAGACCCUUACGGGGGUUACUGAGUCUACGCAGUUGCCUGCUGAUUUCGGUAGCAUCACUCAAUUUCUUGUUCUUCAUGUUGGCUGCAGUUGCACUUCAUGACCUGGGUUGUCUGGUUUUGCACUGUCCCCACCAGUCCUUUUAUGCAGCUCUGCUUUUCUGUCUCAGCCCUGCCAAUGUCUUCCUGGCAGCUGGUUACUCAGAAGCUUUGUUUGCCCUCCUGACAUUCAGUGCCAUGGGGCAGCUGGAGAGGGGCCGAGUCUGGACUAGUGUACUCCUCUUUGCCUUUGCCACUGGGGUACGCUCCAACGGGCUGGUCAGUGUUGGCUUCCUCAUGCAUUCUCAAUGCCAAGGCUUUUUCUCUUCUCUAACGAUGCUGAAUCCUCUGAGACAGCUCUUUAAGCUGAUGGCCUCUCUGUUUCUGUCGGUGUUCACACUUGGCCUUCCCUUUGCCCUCUUUCAGUAUUAUGCCUACACCCAAUUCUGUCUGCCAGGCUCAGCCCGCCCCAUUCCUGAGCCUUUGGUACAGUUAGCUGUAGACAAGGGCUACCGGAUUGCAGAGGGAAAUGAACCGCCUUGGUGCUUCUGGGAUGUUCCACUAAUAUACAGCUAUAUCCAGGAUGUCUACUGGAAUGUUGGCUUUUUGAAAUACUAUGAGCUCAAGCAGGUGCCCAAUUUUCUACUGGCUGCACCAGUGGCUAUACUGGUUGCCUGGGCAACUUGGACAUACGUGACCACUCACCCUUGGCUCUGCCUUACACUUGGGCUGCAAAGGAGCAAGAACAAUAAGACCCUAGAGAAGCCCGAUCUUGGAUUCCUCAGUCCUCAGGUGUUUGUGUACGUGGUCCACGCUGCAGUGCUGCUGCUGUUUGGAGGUCUGUGCAUGCAUGUUCAGGUUCUCACCAGGUUUUUGGGCUCCUCCACUCCUAUUAUGUACUGGUUUCCAGCUCACUUGCUUCAGGAUCAAGAGCCGCUGUUGAGAUCCUUAAAGACUGUGCCUUGGAAGCCUCUUGCAGAGGACUCCCCACCAGGACAAAAGGUCCCCAGAAAUCCUAUCAUGGGACUUUUGUAUCACUGGAAAACCUGUUCUCCAGUCACACGAUACAUUCUAGGCUACUUCCUGACUUACUGGCUCCUGGGACUACUCCUACAUUGCAACUUCCUGCCUUGGACAUGACCUGGACUCUCCAGGGACAGGUUGGAAGCCAACUUAACCCAGGGGUCUGAAAGUAAAAAUACACAUUGGAACUGCCUCUGCUGCCCUGGGAUCAUUACUGUGUCCAUUAUAAUCUUUCUCUUUCUCUUUGAAAGCUGGUCAGGAAUGGGAGAAGUGUCAGACACUAGAGAGCCCCUUCUGGUCCUGGCUAGGGCAAAUUUUAGACAACUAUUUUCUCUGUAAGUGAAGAUUGUCGUAUUCCAAGUCUAAAAUACACCUGGAUCUGUCUAGUCAAUCAACAUAGCAGAGACAGUCUUAAACCUACCAUUGACCUGUGUGUAAAUUUAAAUGUCAAUUUAUUGAAGUGUAAAUUUCAUCAAAGGCAUUAGCUGACAGGCUGGUAACAGUCCACACAAGAUGGUAUAGGCCUGAACAGUGUAGUGGCAGUAAUAAAGUGGGACCAUUUUUUCCAAAUGCGACAUUGUUUCUGAUGUUUUUUUUUAUGAUUUGUGCAUGUAUUUUUAUAUGAAAAAAACUUACAAAGAUAUGCAAAUUAAACUUCUUUCAGUUAUACAUGCAAUGAAUUGCCUUUUUAAAAAUAAUACAGGCCAGGCACGACGUUUCACACUGUAAUCCCAGCACUUUGUGAUGCCGAGGUGGGCAGAUCACUUGAGGCCAGGAGUUUGAGACCGGCCUGGCCAACAUGGCAAAACCCCGUCUCUACUAAAAAUACAAAAAUUAGCCGUGCAUGAUGGUACACACCUGUAAUCCUACUCGGGAGGCUGAGGCAUGAGAAUUGCUUGAACUUGGAAGGCGGAGGUUUCAGUGAGCUGAGUUUGCGCCACUGCGCUCCAGCCUGGGCAACAGAGUGAGGCUCUGUCUCAAAAAAAGUAAAAAAUAAAAAUAAUACAAAUCUUUCCAUGUGGCAAAAAGUAAAAUAAUUUUAAAAAGUUAAAAUAAUAUAAAUCAGCUGGGGGAAAAAAGGGUAAGAAGAAGGCAUCAGGAACCCUGGAUUCUAGUCCUCUCAGUAAAACCCCAUUUACCAGCCAUGUGACUUGGGAGAGUUUUCAGAACCUUAGUUACCACCUCUGAAACCAUGGGAAAUGAUGAUAUUCUUCAGGGGGUGGUGGUGAAUGAUGCAGUCUCUUGUAGGUCCCUUUCUGCUCUAACAUCUUAAGAACUGCCUUAAACAACAGAAUCACCCCAGUCUAAAUGCUAAUGUAGAGGCUUAAAUGUGUGAUUUUAGGAGAAAAUAUCCAGUUCUCCUGUUUUCAGCAAUUAGAAGAAACUCCUCCUCCACCGAGUGCAACUCUUGGGAGUAAUUUAGGUGGUCUUUCCUUUCAAUGAGGGAAAGCAGUAACAUCUGGCAGAUAAGGUGCCUGUUGUGCCGUUCUCAGAUGCCUGCUUACUUGAUCAGUAGACAUGGGUCAGAGGCGCCAACACGGCGGCAGGAAUUGGUAAAUUGUACGUAAGUCCAAGGUGGAAUGAAAUGGUAUCUGCCCUGCUUCCUGGCCCCCGUUUGGUCAUGAGCCUAUCACUAUAAUGGUAGUAAGAUCACUGGCCCCUGCUGAGCUACUUUUGCCCAUUCCUUGAGCCAGACGAGAGUUUGGCUCUGUAUCAUCCAUCACCUCUUUUAUUUCCCAUUUAAGCCAAAACAUCCAGUAAGCAGAAACUCUUCAAAACAGAUGGGUAAUCAUAAGCAGCUUCUGGAAAGCCUCAAGAAUUGGAAUUUUGACACACUCCCUCUGACCAUGACAGAAAGCUCAACUUGCCAGCUGAAGGGAAGCUCCUGGCUGAGCCCCAGCACCCUCUGUUGGAGCUUCUGGUCAGCCUGGCCAAUAAGCAUUUCCCAUCCAUCGCCCCAGCACUAGGACAGCUGAGAGAAUUUGGUUCAGAGUCAAAUGCUUCUGAAAAUGUACACACAGAUCAGGGCAGCCCUCUGCCUUCUGCCAAGACACCAAGUGCCCUUCUUGGCAAACGAUGAUCACCCCUGCCCUAGUGUCCCUCCAGUUAGUUGGCAGAAACUGUUCCCUUUCUCCUUGCCAACAGCUGCAAAUCCAGAGACUUCCACCUUGCGUGCAGGAAGUGUUGGGGUCCUGUUUCAGCUCUUUAUUGCCGAGGUAGGAGCACUGGGUUCUUCGCUCUCCUCUUUGCCUCCUUUUGGGGGAUAAUCAGGACUGAUUAUUCCUCUACUGGAAGAGGUGACUCAGACCCCACAGAGUAGGUGUGAUGUCACUGCUCUGGCAGUCUCAGUUUAACCUUCACACUAGAUCUCAUCAUGCCCAGAAACCUUGUAACAGGAGCCCAGCUAGGUGGGUGCACCUGGCAUGAGCUGGACAAGGUUUUCUCUCUGACCUUGCAGGGAUUUAGUUGUUCUCUAAGGAGCUAAGGAAUGGGCUGAUUUUAUGACCAGCAGCUGUCCUUUUACCAUCCUAUUAACAGUCUCUUUAAUAGUCUGGGAGAGGGACAUGAAGGACCCAAGGCAGGAAGUUUCCUGUUUACCCUGAGGCCUAACAAUGCCACAGCUAGGUGGGGUGUCUACAGUUUCAGAGAAAAGUCAUUUCCUUCUGAGACCCUGCUAAAACAGAAACCAGACGCCUCAGCCUCACGUACCUAGAAGUAGAUGCUUUUUUUUGUUCUUUAAUGAAGGUGGGAGGAGAGUGUUUGACAUACCUUUACCAGUCCUCCUGGAAAAAUGUUACUUUUAUUGAAUAGACCCUCUCACUGUCAUCUGAAAAUGUAAUAUGUGCAGGCUCAAGGGAUUUGAAACUGAUUGAUUCUUUCAGUAAUUGUUUAUUAAUGCCUAUUUUAGGGGAAUAAAGAUGACUCAGCUAUG
Molecule: messenger RNA, 4986 nt
Organism: Homo sapiens (human)
Lineage: Eukaryota; Metazoa; Chordata; Mammalia; Primates; Hominidae
Gene: PIGV
Product: phosphatidylinositol glycan anchor biosynthesis class V
Exons: 4
Coding region: 690-2171 (493 amino acids)
Biological process (GO): GPI anchor biosynthetic process
Cellular component (GO): endoplasmic reticulum membrane
Molecular function (GO): alpha-1,6-mannosyltransferase activity; GPI mannosyltransferase activity
Source: RefSeq, marked reviewed